Sycon ciliatum is the source of this 2033-nucleotide messenger RNA. Its product is annotated as DDB1- and CUL4-associated factor 13-like. Gene Ontology annotation, biological process: maturation of SSU-rRNA from tricistronic rRNA transcript (SSU-rRNA, 5.8S rRNA, LSU-rRNA). Lineage: Eukaryota; Metazoa; Porifera; Calcarea; Leucosolenida; Sycettidae. The record is from RefSeq and is a predicted model, not a curated record. The transcript has a single exon. Gene Ontology annotation, molecular function: protein binding. Gene Ontology annotation, cellular component: small-subunit processome; nucleolus. Bases 197 to 1549 code for a protein of 450 amino acids.
GAAGAUUGAUUCACUUCUACAUUUUUUGUAGUAAUUCUCCUUGCUUUGCUGUUGUUUUAGUGCUAUCAUUAUCAAGUUCCUCUUUGAGACUCGACAUCUGGAAUGAGAGUAAACGCAGGGUUCUGAUCUGAAGCGGCUUUGGAAGGAGCCACCAUAAGUUUGAGUGUAACGAUCUCUUUUGUGCAAGGGCUUCAAGAUGAAGGUGAAAAUGCUGAGUAGGAAUCCGCACGAUUAUAUUCGUGAGCGUAAGCAGGAUCUUCAUCAUGUACCAAGGAACCCAGAUCCUGCUCUGCAUCCGUUCGAAGAAGCUAGGGAAUAUACGCGUGCUCUGAAUGCUACGAAGCUGGAGCGAGUAUUUGCCAAGCCUUUUGUUGGUGACUUGCAAGGCCAUACGGACGGUGUAAGUUGUUUUGCCAAGCAUCCCAUGCGCUUGAGCUGUUUAGUAUCUGGAGCCUGUGAUGGAGAGAUCCGCGUGUGGGACCUGUCAACGCGACAGUGUACAACGGCGUUUGGGGCGCAUUCUGGCUUUGUUCGCGGAAUGUGUGUAGCACCGUCCGGUGAAAGCCUGUUGUCAGUGGGUGAUGACAAAAUCAUAAAACGCUGGUCUCUCGCAGCUACCACACAGAGUCAUGGUGAGACUACUAGUAUGGAGCCAACACAUACUAUUCUUGGUAAAGCCCCGUUCACGUCCAUAUCACACCACUAUCAGCAGCCGUUUUUCGCCACAUCUGGUAACCAGGUGGACAUCUGGGACGAGGAGCGGUCUGAACCGGUCCGGUCAUUCACCUGGGGGUGCGACACGGUAGCGAAUGUGCGCUUCAGCCCGGUGGAAGUCGACAUCUGCGCAAGUUGUGGAUCAGACCGUAGCAUCGUGCUGUACGACGCACGCGGAUCCACUCCGCUGCGAAAGGUCGUACUGGCAAUGAAGAGCAACUGCAUUGCAUGGAACCCAAGAGAAGCAUUCAACUUCACUGCCGCCAAUGAAGAUGGCAACCUAUACACGUUUGAUAUGCGGAAACUUGACUUUCCAUUGAAUGUUCACACGGAUCAUGUCUCAGCAGUGAUGGACAUAGACUACUCCAGGACGGGGAGAGAAUUUGUUUCGGCCAGCUAUGACAAGACCAUCCGUAUAUAUUCGAUACAGGGCGGCCACAGUCGGGAAGUCUACCACACCAAGCGCAUGCAGCGUGUCUUCACCGUGUGCUGGUCAUCUGACGGGAAGUUCAUUGCAUCCGGCAGUGACGAAAUGAACGUCCGGCUGUGGAAGGCGAAAGCAUGGGAAAAACUCGGACCAGUGGCAGCAAGGCAGCGGGCAGCUCUGGUGGAAAGCGAGAAGCUGAAGGCGAAGUAUAGCAGUCAUCCGCAGAUCAAGCGGAUACAGCGUCAUCGCCACGUUCCUCGCCUUAUAUACUCUGAGUCUAAGAAGAAGAAGGAAAUGCUGAGCAAGAUGAAGCGAAAGGAUGAGAACGUCCGUCGUCAUACCAAGGCUUCUAAGCGCAGGCCUCGCCAGCCGGAGCGAAAGAAGCACACUGUAGGUACAGUUGAGUAACGUCUGAGAAGCAGUCUCGACUGAAGGAUUGGCUACUUGGAGAUCACUGUCAGGCAGUUAACUUUAGAUAAUAUGUGUGCGUGCGUGUGCGUGCGUGUGUGCAUGAUGUGUCUGUGUGUGUGCAUGUGUGUACUGUGAGAAGUGGACCGGUUUCCGCACCUUGCGUUGGUGCUUUUGCUCCAGCUUGCAUGUUCCCGUGCAAACAGGUCUGGCAUUCUUUUUUUUUUCCAGUGCUGAUCUUCCUAAAGUACAAGUACUACUGUAGUACAGAAUUGUGUGUCAGUUACUUGCUGGUGCUACUCCUGUGAUGUCUGCGGUUAUCCAGCAGAACAUUGCAUUGUACUGUCCCUGUGACUUGGUCAGUGACGAGGUUGAAUAUAAUGGUGUGCUUGGCAUGUUGCUGCGAGCGAUUUUCCUGCUUGGCCUUCGUUACUUCCAUAUUCAACUUAUUUGUGUAUAAUACAGAGGUUAAGAUGCACACUAG